Panicum virgatum (switchgrass) is the source of this 971-nucleotide messenger RNA. Its product is annotated as formin-like protein 20. The record is from RefSeq and is a predicted model, not a curated record. Lineage: Eukaryota; Viridiplantae; Streptophyta; Magnoliopsida; Poales; Poaceae. The coding region runs from base 1 to 894 and encodes 297 amino acids. The transcript has 2 exons. Gene Ontology annotation, molecular function: zinc ion binding; nucleic acid binding.
AUGGCGUCGCCGUUCCCGGCUACCGCUGGUGUGAUUAAAGUGGAGGAUGAGGAGAACGGAGGUGUAUCCGCCGGCCGAGUCCCCAGCGACCAAGAGCUGAGGAACAAGUUCUGGGAGGCUGUCAAGCGCGGGGUCGAGCUCAGGAAAAGGGACCUCUGCGCCUCUGGCAGUGCCCAGCUGCCGCCUCCUCCCCUACCCCCACCGGAUAUUACUGAACUGCAAGUUCUUCAGCCAACGAAUAAUUAUAGCCGUAUCCACCUGCAUUCAUUUCAUCUUUGUUACAAACAGCAUUUGCAUACCACUGAUUUUCUGUAUCAUGUACUGUUGUGUGACGCUCCUGCUCCUCAGGUAGUACAGCCACCGCCUCCGCCUCCACCGGCGCAUCACCCAUGGGCAAAGAGGCCGGCCACCGCGCCGCCUCCGGGGUUCGCGGGUGUUCGCCAGCCGCCGGCGAAGCAGUACCAGCGCAGGCCACCAGGGCAGAGGGCGUCGGCGCCGCGGCAGCACCCGGCGCCGAACGCAUGCCGCGCCCUGCUGGCCCCGCCCGCCCCGCCGCCGGCGCACGCCGCCGGACCGGGCGCCAUCGCCGCCAUGCCCCCACCGCUCCAGCGGAGGUCCGCGCCGCCGCCCAAGCCGCCGCGGCACCACCCGGCCGCGAAGAAGAAGAAGCCCACCGUGCCGUGCGCCUUCUGCGGCGUGCUGUGCAUGACGGCGUGGCACCUGGAGCAGCACGAGAAGGGGCGGAAGCACCGGAACAAGGUGGCCUACCUCGCCGGGGAGAUGAACGUGCAGUGCCCGGUGUGCGACGUGCACCUCUCCGGCGAGCUCAACGUCCAGCAGCACUUCGCCGGGAAGCAGCACAUCUGGCGGCUCAAGCUCAACGGAGGAGCCUGAGGAUGCACCGCCGCAUUUGCUUAAUGCAUAUAGUAUGUCUGAAACCGUGGUGUCAGGCUACAACGUAUUUUGCGUGA